Molecule: messenger RNA, 12616 nt
Organism: Pelobates cultripes (western spadefoot toad)
Lineage: Eukaryota; Metazoa; Chordata; Amphibia; Anura; Pelobatidae
Source: the annotation of a GenBank genome assembly
GAGUCUCUGCUGGUCCUGGAGAGUGUGCCGCAGUCUGCUGUUGUGUCUCGUUUGCCUUCUGAUAUCUACCUGCGUCUCUCCCUACCUUUUCCCGUACUUCAUCCCAUUGUAUGGGGAGCGGCUGCUCAGAAAGUGAGUUAUUCCUCGGCAAAAUACUAUUUAAAAUUUUUCCUUUUGCCUUCCUUUCCACCUUUAUCAUUGUUACAUAGGCUGAAAAGAGACAUGUGUCCAUCAAGUUCAGCCUUCCUCACUUUUGGUUUUUGCUGUUGGUCCAAAAAAUCCAGUCCAGCGCGUUCAAUUUUGCAACAAACUAGGAAAAUAAUCCCCUCUUGACCCCAGAAUGGCAGUCAGAUUUAUCCUUGGAUCAAGAAGCAUUUACCCUACAUUGAAAGAUUACAUAAUUGAAUAUUCUGUUUUUGCAAAUAUGCAUCUAGUAGCUGUUUGAACAUCUGUACGGACUCUGACGUUUUUAUUUAAAUGUCAGCCAUCACCCUAUGUUCACAAACCAAAGUUAUGCCAAAACGUCGCACUUCACAACGGGUUGGAAACAGACAUUGCAAAAUACUCUCCUGAAUAGCUUCCAUGUUAAGCUUGCUCCCCGCCUGUGUGUCUCUCCCCGCGCCCCGCCUGUGUGUCUCUCCCCGCGCCCCGCCUGUGUGUCUCUCCCCGCGCCCCGCCUGUGUGUCUCUCCCCGCGCCCUGCCUGUGUGUCUCUCCCCGCGCCCCGCCUGUGUGUGUCUCCCAUCCUUUCCUUCAGAUCGUUUUGUUGUUUUUCAGUGACAAUGUCUCCUCUUUUUCCCUUUUCUUUCUUUGCUCUCCUGACCACUCCAGUAAGAAGCACAAAGCGAGGUACCUGCCUUACUGUAUACUGUCUGUCUCUCUAAAACAUCUCACACCAUCAGCGCUGUAUUUUUAACAAGGCAUUUGCCUUGGGCGGCACUUUCAGGGGGACGGCAAAAAACACCGCCCCCCCCAAGCGCCCUGGCAUGUGCCCUGUUAGCCUCUCUUGUGGGGGAGCCAAGAGCUGGACGGCUGGCCACCUCAGGGCCCCCCCAAGAGGCGUUCAAGCUUCUCACAAUGUGGGCGGUGAGGGAGCACUGUCAUCUGCGUGCUUCGCAGUUAUGACGGGAGCCAGAAUAUAACAUCAUAUUCCGGCUCCCGGCACAGCUGCAAGGCGCAUGAGGGAGCUGAGCAGGAAGAGCUCAGAUGACCGUGCUCUCUCGCCGCCCGCAGUGGCUGAUUGACCACCGGCCGGCCCGUUUACCUGUGCCUGUCUGCCACCUGUGCCUUAAUGCCUGCCCAGCAGCAGGAGCCAGCCCCAGGGAAGAAUCCACUCCAGCUCUCCCAAAGGUAGGCUGGGUGGAUGUAAAUGAAAAUUAAAUUACAUAUAAAUUGGCGUGUUAAACAAUGUGUUUGAGUUUGUAAGUAUCUGGGUAUCUGUCAGUGUGUCUGAGAGUGAAUGUGUGUGUGUCUGUGAGAGUGUGUCUGUUAGUGAGUGUGUGUCUUUCAGUGUAUGAGUGUUUGUGUGUGUCUGUUAGUUAAACUGUGUGUUGGUCUUAAACAGGAAAAGAGGCUGCCUGGGCAGGAAAGGGCAGAGCAAAUUUAGAUUGGGUGGGGGUGGUGGGUGUGGGUGGGGGGGGGUGGGGGGUGCCCAAGUUUACUCAUGCCUAGGGCAGCACAAAUUCAAAAUACACCAUUCUCUCUUUUUCGGACUUGUUCUAGGGAUAUCUAUCUGUCAGUCUCUCUCUUUAAACGCUCUAUUUCCAUAAUUACUGUCUGUCUUGCUUAUACUCAACAGACUGCAAAAAAGAGACGAUAUGUGGGGAUUAGAAACAUGAAUUUCUGCAUCUGGCUCUUGCUCUCUGACUGUCUCUCUUUCUCAGACAUUGUGUUUAACUGUCUAUUUUAUUCCUUGAUAUUUCCCUCACUGUCUCCUUUGCUUGUCUCGCCCUGCGGCAGAGGACCCGUAGUCUGGUGAGUGCUUGCGGUGCGCUAUGGAGGAGGGGGUAAUGGUAACUGGAUGUUAAUGUGUGAAUUCUUGGAAUUUUAAAUUCUAGAACAAAAUGGCUGAAUUUAAAUAUUCUCCAGCUUGCCUCUCAGUCCAGCUGUUUUUGGACUUUAUUACAAUUGUCAUGCUAGUUAAAAACCCUGUGUGUUGUGAAAAUGUCAUUUUGUGCCCCAGUUGUGUGUUUCGGCCCGUGGGAGGAUCACAGGUUUCUUGCACACGGGGUCCGGCCCUUUGACUUUCUUACAAAUCGUAGCAAGCAAUGUUUCUGCUCUAAAGUUGCAUGCCUUUCAAUUCUUGAGACAGGCUUAGUUGCUGAAUGGAGAUUUGGUGAUAUCGCUGUGUGUGUGUGUGUGUGUAUAUUUUUAGGUGCAUGGGAAACAAAAGACUUCUUUCCAGACAGCUUGUAAUCCAGCCAAGCAUUAGAGUGAAUGAGGACUGGAUUUCACAUUGUGCAGACUGGACAUGCCCCAGUAGUCUGGAUACCAGUCCAUUAUUAUUAUUGAUAAUCAGCGUUUAGUGCAAUAUAAUUAUAAGGUGAUUAACUGUGGACACUAGAGCCAUAUGUUUAAUGCAGACUGGUUUUAUUUAUACAUUUUAUUAACAGUUAAUUUUCCUUCAUUUGAAAAACUGAAUAUUCGAGCUAAGCAGAGAAUUAUGCAGCAGUUAUUUAUUGAAUUACCAUUAGUGUGCAUUAUUAUAAAUACUCUGCUUUGCUCUCUCGCCCUGCAGGUGGCUCCGAGCCUAUGAGAACGCCUCGUCUUUCCAUUUCAGCAAUUAUUUUGUGGGAUUUUUAUCCGAAGUUACUGCUGUUUUAUCCGGAGCCGGAUAUUCAGAGGAAAAGGAUCAUGUUGCGUGGUAGGGAUGGGGAGUGUGAGUGGUAGGGGAGUGGUGGGGAUGGGGAGUGUGAGUGGCAGGGAUGGGUUGUAGAGGAGUGGCAGGGAUGGGGAGUGUGAGUGGUAGGGAAGGCGAGUGGCGGGGAUGGGUGGUAGAGGAGUGGUAGGAAUGGGGAGUGGUGGGGAUGGGUGGUAGGGGAGUGGUAGGGAUGGGGAGUGUGAGUGGUAGGGAAGGGGAGUGGCGGGAAGGGGAGUGUGAGUGGUAGAGGAGUGGUUGGGAUGGGGAGUGUGAGUGGUAGGGAAGGGGAGUGGCGGGAUGGGAGGCAGGGAGUGGUAGGGAUGGGGUGUGUGUGGAGUGGUAGGGGAGGAUGGAUGGGAGCAAGGGAGUGGUAGGGAGCUGGCGGGAUGGGAGUGGAGCAGGUUAGCAUGAGUGAUAGGGGAGCAUGGAAUGGGGUGUGUGUGGAGUGGUAGGGGGAGGGAUGGAAGGGAGUGGUGGGAUGGGGUGCGUGGAGUGGUAGGGGAUGGGCGGGAUGGGAAAUAGGAGUGUGAGUGGUAGGGAAGGGGAGUGGCGGAAAUGGGGAGUGUGAGUGGUAGGUUAGUAUGAGUGAUAGGGGAGUGUUGGGAAUGGGGUGUGUGAGUGGUAGGUUAGUAUGAGUGAUAGGGGAGUGUCGGGAAUGGGGUGUGUGAGUGGUAGGGGAGUGGCCGGGAUGGGGAGUGUAAGCUGUAAGGGAGUAGCGGGGAUGGGGAAUGGCAAGGAUAGGGAGUGCGUGUGGUGGUGAGUAGUAGGGAUAGGGAGUGUGAGGAGCGAGUAUAAUGAGUGCGACUGGCAGAGUGAGGGAGUGCGAGGGGGAAUGUGGAGCGGUAAAAUAUAUAAUGAAACCUCACUGAGGAAGACUCACAUCCAAUCCAUGGUGUCAAUGUAACUUCCCAUUUAAAGUCAUAGUGUAUUACAGCAACAUUUAACCAUGAUAAACCGUGACCAGACAUGGAUUUAACAAUCUGUCUGAAUAAGCCACUGCUUAGAUACACAGUGCUGAUAUCAGAGAUUCCACCAACGCGCAAUCAGUUAUACUGUUAUAUUAGCAGACACCCUCCCCGAUCGUACAAAACAGCCGCUCACAUGGGGGGGCUGACAGACCACCGUCAUGGAGUACAAUGCCCACAUGUGCCUCCCUUGUUCAAAAAUCAUGUUUGGACUAAUUAGAAGAUUGUGCUUGUCCCUUUCUGAAUGUAAUAGAAUUGAGACUUGGGUAAGUGUUAGUGUCUCGUUGGGAUAGGAUACUGGAACUGCUCUAUAAUACAGAGUGCUGCUAUAAUACCGUGUGGUAUAUAGUGUUACAGUAUGCAAUAAUACAGUGUGAUAUAUAGUGAUACACAGUGCUAUAAUACAGUGUGAUCCAGUAUGCUAUAAUACAGUGUGAUAUUUCGUUUUACAGUAUGCUAUAAUACAAUGUGAUAUAUAUAGUGAUACACAGUGCUAUAAUACAGUGUGAUCCAGUAUGCUAUAAUACAGUGUGAUAUUUAGUUUUACAGUAUGCUAUAAUACAAUGUGAUAUAUAUAGUGAUACACAGUGCUAUAAUACAGUGUGCUAUAUAGUUACAGUAUGCUAUAAUACAGUGUGGUAUAUAGUGAUACACAGUGCUAUAAUACAGUGUGGUAUAUAGUGUUACAGUAUGCUAUAAUACCGUGCGAUCCAGUAUGCUAUAUUACAGCCCGCUAGUUUACAUUGGAGCUGGACAGCCAGGCAUCUCAAGUGUAGAAUAUCACACGUUGCAGAGCCUUUGAUUAAUCAAAGGAUCAAUCCAUGUUGUAAACUGUCUUCACAUUUAAAUUGGCCACUUUUGAAAAUUUAUUUUUGGAGUGUCUCAGAAUAUUGUAUAUUUUUCUGUAGAGGAUCCUGAGAUUGAAACCCCUGUUGUCUUGUAUUGUAAACCCCAUGUGGAGUACUGGGCAUAAAAGCAGUGUGUGGUCCAAUAAACCUCAGUUGAGUUAAAUGGUACUCCCAGAUCUGUGUGUCGUCCGGUUACUGGGGAAAAGGGAUGCCUGCUUGUUUUAAGGCUUCCAGAGUGGCUGAGGGAAGGAAUUAGCAGGGGUAACUGGAUGGGUUACCAGGGGUCCGCUACAUGGGGGAAAACUCUGGUUUUCAUUAUACGUAGGUGAGGCGCACGGCACCGCUUCUGAGCAGAUUAAGGCAGGCACCUGAUGGUUUCAAUAAAUGUUUAUUUAGGUUAGGGAUGGAGAGGGCCAUGAAGGGCCAGAGCAAGUUAAAGCAGCAUACACUGCCUGCUGCCAUGUGUAGUCUUGGGAAUCAGAGCUGGGGGCAUGGCCGAUUUCUAAUCCUAUCAAGGCAGGCAUCUGAUGAUGGCAUGGGAGGGUGCAGGGCACAUGAUGUCAAAGCAGUGCCUGCUGCUAUUCUGAGGACCUGGAACGCCAUGCUCAAGGCAGCAAGUAUCUGACAGGAGGUAUCCGGAUAUUAAUGCAGAGCCUGCCGCCAUUCUUGGACCGGGAACACCAGGCUUGGCACAAACAAUUCAGCAAGUAUUCAGAUAUUACCGCAGUGCCUGCCGCCAUUCUGGUGACCCUGAAAGCCAGGCUCAGGACAAACAAGGAGGCAAGUAUCUGCAAAUUACAGCAGUGCCUGCCGCCAUUCUGUGACUCGUAACGCCAGGUUUAGGACAAACAAUGCAGUGAGUAUCCGGAUAUUACCGCAGAGCCUGCCGCCUUUCUUUGACUCGUAAUGCCAGGCUCUGGACAAACAAGGCAGCAAGUAUUCAGAUAUUACCGCAGUGCCUGCCGCCAUUCUGGUAUCAAGAAUGCCAGGCUUGGGACAAACAAGGCAGCAAGUAUUCAGAUAUUACCACAGUGCCUGCCGCCAUUCUGGUACCAAGAAUGCCAGGCUCGGGACAAACAAUUCAGCAAGUAUUCAGAUAUUACCGCAGUGCCUGCCGCCAUUUUGGUGACCCUGAAUGCCAGGCUCGGGACAAACAAGGCAACAAGUAUCUGGAAAUUAAAGCAGUGCCUGCCGUCAUUCUGGGGACCCGGAACGCCAGGCUCUGGACAAUCAAGGCAGCAGGUAUCUGGUUAUAACCUCAGUGCCUGCCACCAUUCUGGGGACCUAGAACACCAGGCUCUGGACAAUCAAGGCAGCAAGUAGUCAGAUAUUACCGCAGAGCCUGCUGCCAUUCUGGUGACCCGGAAAGCCAGGCUCAGGACUGUGGCAAACCUACCCACUUCAGAUUAUGUUAUUCUAUGUCUACAGGUUGUCCUAGUUAGUUUAUGUAUUCGUCAAUACCUGUAAUAAAGAGUAUGUGUAUGCUAACAGCCAAAAGCCACUAGCAUUCAUAUGGUAGUUUCACGAACAGUGACUUUCCAUGCUGUUCGUGAAAUGAACAAAGUACUGAAUGGGAGCCCACACACAGGGGUUCGUGUGGCUCCCAUUACCCCGGUUGCAACAUUGUAUCAAUUUGGCUGCUAAUUGAUUUCCCGGGUGGCCGUCGUUUGGCUACCGACCACGCGGCGGCAGCCAUCUUGGAUUUCCUUUUAGCCCAGCGGUGUUUGGUCAUCGAGUUCCUGGAACUAAAAUCGGCUACUCGACGGCGCGAACACCGCUGGACUUCCAGGCCAUUCGGGAGCGCCGGUCUUUCGGUACUUUCUUCCAACAUAUGUAUUCGUGACUUUCUGAAAAGUUGGUGGCAAAAUGUAUUUCAUGCGACGUUCGGUUAUUUAUGCUGGGAUCUGAGCGGUACUUUCUCAAAGUGUGCGCUCAGACCCCAGCUAUCUGCCGAAUGGUCAUUCGGUACAAUGGCACGAAUAAAGUAUGAGUUACAUAUUUUUGUGUGAAAGGCCGGUUCUACUGUACAGAGGGAUAAUUCACUUAACAAGAGAUUUUCUUGUGGGAGUAUCCCUCCCGUACAGCAGUGCAUGAUGGGGGAAAUGUCCUGCAUGUUCAGUUCCCCAUGUAGUCCCCUACUGUACAACCCCUGUAAAGUAACUAAGGAAACCCCUUGCAUGGGGAAUCACAUAAAUACUGGAGCUUGUGAAUAAAAUCAUCAGUUGACUCCCAGAACUGUGUUUCGUCCGGUGACUGGGGGAUUUGGGAUAUUGCCUUCAUUUUCAGCGCUUUACUUGGAUUACUUUCUGUAACAGCGGAGAUAUUGGGAUUAAAUAUUGCAGCUCCGCUACAAGGACAAACAAGGCAGCAAGUAUCUGGAUAUUACUGCAGUGCCUACUGCCAUUCUGGGAACCCGGAAAGCCAGGCUCAGGACAAACAAGGCAGCAAGUAUCUGGAUAUAACCGCAGUGCCUACUGCCAUUCUGGGAACCCGGAAAGCCAGGCUCAGGACAAACAAGGCAGCAAGUAUCUGGAUAUAACCGCAGUGCCUACUGCCAUUCUGGGAACCCGGAAAGCCAGGCCCAGGACAAACAAGGCAGCAAGUAUCUGGAUAUAACCGCAGUGCCUACUGCCAUUCUGGGAACCCGGAAAGCCAGGCUCAGGACAAACAAGGCAGCAAGUAUCUGGAUAUAACCGCAGUGCCUACUGCCAAUCUGGGAACCCGGAAAGCCAGGCUCAGGACAAACAAGGCAGCAAGUAUCUGGAUAUAACCGCAGUGCCUACUGCCAUUCUGGGAACCCGGAAAGCCAGGCUCAGGACAAACAAGGCAGCAAGUAUCUGGAUAUAACCGCAGUGCCUGCCACCAAUUCUGGGGAUCUGGAAAGCCAGGCUCAGGAUAAAUAAGGCAGCAAAAAUUGGAACACUUAAAAACACUUUAAAAAGAAUUGGAAUACUUAAAAACCUGCCAUGCUUAAUUUAUGCUCUGAGGUGCUGUGAGAUAAACAACACGAGGGGGGUGGGAGACAAAUGUCACAGUAACAUCAUUAACGUGAAAGUAACAACCUGUAUUUUUCUAACACAAACUAGUCCCUCUGUAAAAAUAUUAAAUGUCUUCCUCAUAUCAGUAAAUUAUUUUUAGUCAGUAAAAACUGGUGGGCACAGCCUUUAUGGACUAGGCCCCAUUGGUAACUUCCAUCUAUCCGAUAUACAUUAUAACAAAAUAAAAGCUAACUAUUGGAAUGGGUAGAAUGUAGUUAUCUGGUAUGGAACGCUGUAAUGGGGAGAGGUUUCCUUUAAAUGUUUACACGUUUUUGGUUUUAGUGAGUGGUUAGAGUGUGAGGACGUAGGGUGUAAGUGGAAAGUGGUUGGGGUCUCAAUGUGCCAUUUACUGAUCUGUCACUAUCUCCAAGGGAUCUGAUGGUGUCUCGGCCUCUAAAUGUGGAGAUUCCUCGCUCUAUGGUGGAAGUCGUGACAUCUUGGAACCUGCCCAUGUCUCGCUGGUUGCACUCAUGUAAGAAACUGCUGCUUGGCCCCAGAAGUCCUGUAUUCACCAUGGCACAUACCACGGCCAUCUAUACAACCCAGUUCCCAGCAUUCCAUGCUCUAAUUUCUGCCUUUUCUUGUUUCCUUCCAGAUGUGUUUAAGAAUGCUCUGCGUCUCGGAAUGUUCCACGCAAUUAUCGUUACAUACGCUGCCAGCGCUCUGCUUCAUGUGAGUGAUUCUAUAUUGAAUAUACACUGGUGCUCUCUGAGGGUGGGUGGCCAUGCCUUCCCAGUGGUGCUGUCUGAGGGUGGGUGGCCAUGCCUUCCCAAUGGUGCUAUCUGAGGGUGGGUGGCCAUGCCUUCCCAAUGGUGCUAUCUGAGGGUGGGUGGACUUGCCUUCCCAAUGGUGCUAUCUGAGGGUGGGUGGCCAUGCCUUGUCAUUGGUGGUGUCUAAGUGGUACAGCCAAGUCUUCCUGGGGGUGGAGGAUCACUUACAGUUAUUAAGGGUAUCAUGCAGGCUGAACCUUGUGGGAGGAUCCAUCUAUUUAUAAUCACGUUCUGUGUUUUCAGGGUUUCAGUUUUCACCUUGCUGCCGUUCUCCUGUCCCUGGGAUUCAUAACAUACGUGGAGCAUGGUAAUCUGGGUCAAGGUGUCCGAACACCAUUGGUUGAAAGUGAUGGGGUUUGGUGUCAGUUACUUUAUAAAUCCAAUGAUUGUAUACAAUGUCGCUGGAAGUUGAACGGACUGAGAACAGACAGUAAAAUUAGAGACUCACAUUCCCACCAGUUUUAAUCCGCACCAAACCAAUCCGUCACUCACCAUUCACCUCCCAGCAAUGCAUCACUCACCAUACACAAUCUGUCCCCUAUUAUUCACCGCCACCACACAGCAAUCUGUCCCCUAUCAUUCACCGCCACCACACAGCAAUCUGUCCCCUAUCAUUCACCGCCACCACACAGCAAUCUGUCCCCUAUCAUUCACCGCCACCACACAGCAAUCUGUCCCCUAUCAUUCACCGCCACCACACAGCAAUCCGUCACCUAUCAUUCACCGCCACCACACAGCAAUCCGUCGCCUAUCAUUCGUCACUUACCAUUAACCACCCAGCAAUCCAUCACCUUCCAUUCACCACCCAGCAAUCCAUCACCUACCAUUCACCUCCCAGCAAUAUGUCGCCUACCAUUCACCGCCACCUCCCAGCAAUCUGCCACCUACCAUUCCCUUGCAUCACCCAGCAAUCCAUCACCUACCAUUCACCUUCACGACCUUUCAAUCCGUCGCCUACCAUUCACCGCCACCUCCCAGCAAUAUGUCGCCUACCAUUCACCGCCACCUCCCAGCAAUAUGUCACCUACCAUUCACCGCCACCUCCCAGCAAUAUGUCACCUGCCAUUCACCGCCACCUCCCAGCAAUAUGUCGCCUACCAUUCACCGCCACCUCCCAGCAAUAUGUCACCUACCAUUCACCGCCACCUCCCAGCAAUAUGUCACCUACCAUUCACCGCCACCACCCAGCAAUCCGUCACCUCCACCUCCCAGCAAAAUGUCACCUACUAUUCUCCACCACCACCCAGCAAUCUGUCGCUCACCUUUGCCUGUGUCUUUUAGUGCUACGUAAGAGAUUGUCUGAAAUAUUCAGCGCCUGUAUCCUGUCGAAGAAAUGUCCCACCAACUGUACGCACCGAAACAAAAAGGUGAAUAUUAGUCACCUCCAUGCCCCAAAACGAACCACUUCUCCACAGCCCUGUCCACCCCAACUAACCUGUAAUGCUGCUGCCUCCCCUCCCCCUAACAUUCUGCUCACUUCACGUUUCCUGAUUUAAUUAGUCUCUUUUACCAUGACUGUCCCUAAUUCUUAUGUCUUUGUCUCUCUGCAGAGCCCCCUAGUGUAUUUGACAAAUCUCCUGUUUGGAGUCCUAGCCAUUGUUCACCUCACUUACCUGGGCUCUCUCUUCGAUUCGGAGACAGACGAUGCUGUUGAGGAGGAGGUAAGUCCUUCCAACCUCUCCCGGAUCACCCAUUUCCAGUAUCCACUCAAUCGGCUUAUAUCUGGUCUGUGUGGAAAUGUAGUCAAGGUUUCUGCUAAAUCUCUCUCUAUAACCAAAAUAAGCAGAUGUUUGGUAUAUUUUAACAAAGGGAAGAUUAAUCAUAAAAGCAAAUCUCCAAACAGAUCCAGCCUUUCUAAAAUUCUACUUUGUCAUAUCCUGCAUUAUCCUGCAGGGGGCAGCACCGUGUAUAUCCUGUCCUUUGGGAGUUCUUUCUAUUCUAUCUGAAUAAUGUAUCUGUACAUUCUGGGAUUUUCUUUUUUUCUCAAUCCUUCUUCUCAAAGCUUUGUAAGUGUAGAUUGACUUUCUAAUUCUACAGAGGGGUUUAUUCACUAAACAGCAAACAUGUUGGUUAUGGGCUUCAUGUGACAUAUGUUGACUACCUACCGGUUGGAAACAUUAUAUCUCUGUAAACCCAGCUUUCUCACUGUCUCUCCUGUAAAUCUCUUUACCCCCAUGGCUACAGGCUGUCUGUUACCCCCAGAGCUAUGAGCUGCUUCUACCAUUCAAACUGGUUCGCCCCCUUUCUCCCGAUAGGCCAGCGCGAGUUAAAGGACUCAGCUAGCUGAUUGGUCAAACUGGUUCGUCCCCUUUCUACCGAUAGGCCAGCGUGAGUUAAAGGGAUAAGUUUGGAACCCCUCCCAUUCUUGAGCCCUGAUUGGUCGCAAAAUUUGAAUCUACCGGCCUAAACCAAGUGAUUCUGUGAAUCUAUUUUCGUGUAUGUACAGAGCCUCAAGUCCAGACUUUAUACAAUGUUUUUUCGGGCUCUGUACAUCCAAUAGCUCCUCUAUUUGCAGGGGUCAUUUGUGUCGGGUUGUUUUAUGUCUUUGCUAUGUUUUUGGGUAUUUUUAUGCUUUAUGUUCGUUAUGCUCAGUCGUGCUGUGGGAGUGUUCCAGGGUGGGUUUGACUGUGUCCAGGCUUUGUAUAAAUUGGCUGUACCAUCUCCCAUUAAAAUAUUCCUGUUGUACCCUUCAUCAAGUCUCGGCUGAUGUUUGGGUAGCUAAGAGCUCUGAUCACUGUUUCACUUGGGAUUUGGGAGAUUUACAACGAAUAUACUCAGCCGGAGUAUAGGGGAUACGUUGUGUAACGGAUCACCUGGCACCCCGACUGGGCACCUCCAUUGAAGGAUGCUCCUAGCGCUUCCUGAGGACUCCAAGCACUGCAGCAGACACCAUAACCACCAUAGACUCCUCAAGAGAGCAAGGCAGGAACAAGCUCUUACAAGAGCUUAGUAGUGAUUUAGCAAGGGAGUAUGACAAGCAUAGCAAUCCCUUGUAGCAGAUUUCCCCCCAAUAAGAGACGGCCCUCCAAACUGAUGGUGAAGUAGAACUAUCUAAAACUUUAUUUUACUUGGGACUAGCCCAUAUGGUCAUUACAUUAACAUUGCUGUGAAAACUCAAUAAAAUUACAAACCGUCAAAUCAUAGCAGGCAACAUACAGUGACUUAUUAUAACAUAAUUACAUAUUUAUAAAUGGGUGGGGAAGACCAUGAUUAACACAAAAUGUCUCUCCUGCAUGCAGAAUUAGCGAUAUGCAAAUCUACCCGAAUACGCAAAUUAUCAGUCUUGCUAUUCAGGUAGUGCAUAUUACUGUUGCUACCAACAGAGGGCAUUACACAAGCUCCAUAGCCAAAUCCACCUAGUUGGUAGCAAUCCUCAGCAGUACAGGAGAGCAAGCAAUACAUCCCAGGGGCCAUAGUCACAUGGCAGGAGGCUGGCAAUCAGUCUUCUCCAAUUCCCAGUGGCGAGGCUGGUUCCGCCACACGUUGCAUGGUUUAUUUCCCUUUACAAUCCAGGGAUACGGGCUGUCUACUCUAAUUGUGUUGUACUCCUUGGGCUACAGGUCAUCUCGCCUCUAAAUCUCCUUCUCUUUACUUCCAGGGCUAUGGGAUGUCUUACACUAUACACAAGUGGUCGGAGCUCAGCUGGACUGGACAUUGGCUAACGUUUGGAUGCUGGGUGUUCUACCGUCUAAUCAUCUGAUGGUGCAGCAAGCCCUUUGUGUGAGCAUCCAACCAACUCUGCCACCAGAGCCAGCCCUACAACGGGCACAAAUUGUACCACAUGCCAACUCCCAGUUUUAUCUGUACUCUCCAAGUGACCCGGUUCCUGUUUGGCAAAGAACAUGUUUUGAAGACAAAGAAUAAAACCACAAAGUAUUAAUUUAUAAUAAGCUGAACUCACCGCUCCUGCCUGUAAUACUAGAUGGAGCUGAGUGUUAGAUUUGAGAUUUGUGCCCAAAGAGCUGCGUUCAGGAUGUGCUCUCUCCUUGGUUCAGCAAUCCAUGGCAGUUUGCUGAUGGUACUAAGUGGACACAACUCCAGGUAUUAGAGGCAGGAGUAGAAGAGUUUGUCUCAGAAUAUGUUACAUGAUGUACCGAGUGUUUUCUUAAUAAAAAUCCAUUUGUCUUUCUGUGGAA